UCUGCGCUCUCCCUCGUGAUUCACUCUGACAUUACAAAACGACAAUAAACCAAACCAAACGAUCAAAUGGGCCCAUCAUCAUCAUCUUCGUCUUCUCCAUGUUGUUACGUUUUGAAACGAUCAUCAAAAUCACCCAAAUUUCAAAACCAAACCCAACUUAAAAUAUCAAAAAUAAAACAGACCCACAUACCAAAUUCAACUCCAUUUCUUGAAUUAAUCCGUCAUUCCAAUACCCUUUGCUCUCUUUAAUCUUAAAAUGAAGUGUUUUCAUUUCUCCAACGGCGAAAAAAAGGACGAAGACAACGACGGUGGCGGAAACGACGUCGUUUCGAGGGUGGUUUCAAGGGUUUCAUGGGCAAGAUCAUUGAGUAUAGCAUCAAGCAGUGUGGACACAGCUUCAACAACGAGAAGGUCCGAGUUUGACUCGGAGUGUUGUGACUCGUCGAGAGAUUUGUCUGACUCGGUUGGGUUUUUUGAGCUGUUGUCUCAGAGAAGAGCUAAUGAUCUGAAAGUUUUUAGUUUUGGGGAGCUGAAAUCUGCUACGAAAGGGUUUAGUAGAGGCUUGUUGAUUGGUGAAGGAGGGUUUGGUUGUGUUUAUAAAGGUGUGGUUAGGGUGCUUGAUUCUCGGUUCGAUGUUGCGAUUAAACAGUUGAAUCGCCAUGGUUUCCAGGGGCACAAGGAAUGGAUAAAUGAGGUGAAUUUCUUGGGUGUAGUUAACCACCCGAAUCUUGUUAAGUUGGUUGGAUAUUGUGCUGAGGACGAUGAAAGAGGGAUGCAACGGCUUUUAGUCUAUGAGCUUAUGCGAAAUAAAAGCUUAGAAGAUCAUUUAUUGGCUCGAGUUCCGGUUCCUCUUUCGUGGAUGACAAGGUUGAAAAUUGCCCAAGAUGCUGCUCGUGGCUUAGCAUACCUUCACGAAGAAAUGGAUUUUCAGUUAAUAUUUCGAGAUUUUAAAGCGUCAAAUGUUCUGCUAGAUGAGGAGUUCAAUGCAAAGCUUUCAGAUUUUGGAUUGGCUAGACAGGGACCUCCUGAAGGACUUGGCCAUGUUUCUACAGCAGUUGUGGGCACAGUCGGUUAUGCAGCUCCAGAGUAUGUUCUGACCGGGAAGCUGACCUCAAAGAGUGAUGUCUGGAGCUUCGGGGUAGUCCUCUAUGAGCUUAUCACCGGAAGGCGAGCCCUAGAAAGAAACCUACCUCGGCCUGAGCAGAAGCUAUUGGAAUGGGUAAGACCAUAUGUAUCAGACUCAAAGAAGUUCCACCUUAUCUUAGAUCCACGACUCGAAGGAGAAUAUUCUGUCAAAUCCGCUCAGAAACUAGCUUCCUUGGCUAACAAGUGUCUAGCAAAACAACCGAAAUCUCGCCCGAAAAUGAGCGAGGUAGUAGAGAUACUCGGUAGCAUCAUCAGUGAGGCCUCAUCUUUAGAUGAAGUUGCCUCUGAGCCUGUAGCGGAAACUGAAGACGUUAAAGAAGAAGCCUCUGUGGAGACUGAACCCGAGUCUACGAAACACUGGAAUGGUUAUCGGAAGAAGAUAUUUGAUUUACGAGAAAUUGUUAACUUAAGGAAUAGAUCAAUAGGGAAAUUAGAUUGGAGAAAUUGGACGCCGUUGAUAAGAACUUCAGACUAGGCUCAAUCAUACGCUCUUUAAUCGUCACAAGAAUGGCCGAUUGCGGUUCAUCGUCGCAGUUGACAAAGGCACGUCGGUAUAUGGAAUGCAUACGAGAUAGCUGUAAAUAUAGGUCAGAAUGUAACAUGUGUGUGAUCUAUGCUAUGUAAUUUUUGCUUAGGGUGGUGACAUUAACAUAUGAUAUGAUAUAGAGAGAGAUGCUAAGUUAAUUUCCUGAGCCUAUUUUUGAUGGCUAGUGUUGUUGAAGGGCUGGUUCCCUAAAGUAAUUAUUUGGCUAAUCCAUCUUUAGGCUUCUGUAUUUAAUAUUUUUGUUCAGACUUCAAAAGUUUAUCUUCCUGGA
Mercurialis annua (annual mercury) is the source of this 1961-nucleotide messenger RNA. RefSeq names its product serine/threonine-protein kinase PCRK1. NCBI's taxonomy places the organism in Eukaryota, Viridiplantae, Streptophyta, Magnoliopsida, Malpighiales, Euphorbiaceae. Gene Ontology annotation, molecular function: protein kinase activity; ATP binding. Gene Ontology annotation, biological process: protein phosphorylation. The coding region runs from base 257 to 1621 and encodes 454 amino acids. The transcript has 4 exons. The record is from RefSeq and is a predicted model, not a curated record.